UAUAACACACGCAGUUCUCGUGUUUAUGUCUUGCUAUUGUUUGUAAAAUACACACAUAAAAAUGAAGCGUAAAUGAUAGCUUUAAAACUACAUAUCGCUUCGGUAGAAGAUUACAAUGAAGGAUCUAAAUAUAAAAUAAAAUUUAAUAGACUGUCAUUGUUGCAAUUUGUACGAGAUAACACUUUUAAAACGAAUAAGCGUAACAUAUAAAUAUCGUGCAAAUUACGGACUAGCAAAAAUGAAUUUCCUACAAGCAUCAUUAUUCUGUGGAUUCCUUGCAUAUGUUAUAUAUUAUUUACAAUCUGAAAAGAAGACGGUCAUCGGGACAGAAAAAAAUAACGAUACGUAUGAUUAUGUUAUAGUAGGUGCCGGAAGUGCUGGAGCAGUAUUAGCAACCCGGUUGUCUGAGAAUCCGGAUGUUACAGUUUUGUUACUCGAAGCAGGCGGUGACGGAAGUGACAAUGCUGAGAUGUUUGAUACUCCGCUGAUGACUCCACUUUUAACGCGGUCGUCCUCUGACUGGCAGUAUGAGAGUACACCACAUGAACCAGGUCUUUACAUAAAUAUGAACCGAGAAAAACAUACAUAUAUAUCAGGUAAAGUACUUGGCGGAAGCAGUAUGUUCAAUUACAUGCAGUAUGCUCGAGGUAGUCGCCACGAUUAUGAUGAAUGGGCCGAUAGCGGCUGUCGUGGGUGGAGUUAUAAUGACGUGCUCCCUUACUUUCUCAAGUCUGAAGAUUAUUUGGUACAGGAAGGCAAACCAAGUAAAUAUCAUAAUAAGGGGGGACCGCUAGGUGUUAGUAAAGAAACCGGUUUUCCUGAAUUAACGAAAAGAUUUAUUGAAGCUGGUAAAGAAUUAGGAUUUAAAGAGGUGGACUAUAACGGUGAAGAUCAGAUAGGCUUUGGAGUGAGUCAAGUUAACACCAGGAAAGGUAUUCGAGCAAGCACUUUAAAUGAAUUCCUCCGACCCGCAAUGAGUCGUAACAACUUGCACAUUUCUACGAAUUCUCAUGUUACAAAAGUUAAUUUUCUAGAGAAAAUGGCUACUGGAGUAAGUUACAUCCGUAAUGGUGUAAAACAUACAGUUAAUUCAAAGAAAGAGUUAAUUUUAUCGGCUGGAUCAUUCCGCACACCACAGUUGCUAAUGCUUUCCGGUAUUGGUCCUAAAGGCCAUUUAGACAGUUUUAAAAUACCUCUUGUGAAAGAUCUACCUGUCGGUGAAAAUUUGCAGAACCAUCUCAUGCUAUUUCAUCCGUCGGAUAUAAAUAUAACACAUGAAGGGAUAACAAAUUCGAAACUUCAAGAUCCGCAAACUUAUCUACAAUAUCUAUUGUUUAACUCUGGAUACCUUGCAUCAACUGCGUUUGUUGGCGAGGCUUUUGUGAAAUUAGAAUUGAAAUUAGAAUUGCAGAAAGUAAAAUAUCCUGAUAUUCAAUUAAAUUUUGGAGUUUUACAACCAUGUUUGGAAGAUUUCGUUAUAAACUCAACUCUACUUGAAAGUGUUUAUAGACGCACAUCUGUCCCAGGCAUUGUAAUUCUUAUCACAAGCCUGCAUCCUAAAAGUCGCGGGAAAAUUUUGUUGCAAAGUACUGAUCCUUUUGACUAUCCAAUUAUUGAUCCACAUUACAUGGAAAAAAGAGAUGAUCUUAAGGUAUAUAUUGAAGCUAUGAAAUUUGUCGAACGGGUUUUUGACACAAAACCUUUAAAAGAGAUAGGUGCUGACUCUAAACGGUUUAAGGAUGCCAAGUUCUGUUCAAUGUUUGUGUAUAAAUCAGAUGAAUUUUAUGAAUGUUUGAUCAAACAUUUGAUACAAAUGCAUAACCACCAGAGCUGUACUUGCAAAAUGGGUGCCGAAAAUGAUAAAACUGCUGUUGUGGACCCAUUUCUAAAGGUAAAAGGCGUUGAUCGACUAAGAGUAGUUGAUGCGUCAGUGAUACCAAAUCUUACUUCCGGUAACACGAACGCGCCCGUGAUCAUGAUAGCAGAAAAAGCCGCUGAUAUGAUCCUUGGAAUCGAUUCUGUUAAAGACAUUAGAAAACGGAUAAACCAAAUUUAGACACAAAUAUUUACUUGUAUAUUGUAGAAGACUUAACGUCGUCAAUGUAAAAAUAUGUA
Ruditapes philippinarum (Manila clam) is the source of this 2115-nucleotide messenger RNA. RefSeq names its product glucose dehydrogenase [FAD, quinone]-like. The transcript has a single exon. The record is from RefSeq and is a predicted model, not a curated record. Gene Ontology annotation, molecular function: flavin adenine dinucleotide binding; oxidoreductase activity, acting on CH-OH group of donors. NCBI's taxonomy places the organism in Eukaryota, Metazoa, Mollusca, Bivalvia, Venerida, Veneridae. The coding region runs from base 239 to 2056 and encodes 605 amino acids.